AUGACAGCAGUGCUGGUCUCAAAUGGCGCAGAUAUUGAUGCAUCUGGAAGCACUGCUUGUGGACCACAGGCAGAGGAAGAUCCAUUUGAUGAGUUCUUAAGUGCUGCCCCCGUCGCCGCUGCUGUUUCGGCAUUGGACCCCUGUGCUGAGGAGAAGGCCUUCUUCGGUCAGACUACAGAGCGGCGCAAUGUACUCACCAAGGAGUCGAUCCUGUCCCUCUACGGCACCACACAGCCUCCAGCCUUCGUUGCACCUGCUGCCGGAAUGCCCAUGCAGGCUGUCUACGGAAUGGCACCUGGUGGUGGUUACACAACUCCAAACGUGUUUCUCCAAGGGCUUGCAUCGAUGCCUGGAGGCAGCAUGCAUCUUCCUCAGCAGCAGCAGCAGCAGCACAUGCCGGGGAGCAGCACCAGUGAGACGGGCGAGGUGCAGCCGUUUCCCAGCAACCCCUUCUUGAGCCCAGUGACGCAGCCAGGCAACUUGCCCCAGCUGCAACAGCAGAUGGCUGGCCUGCAGCUCAGUGCCAGCAAUGCUGCCUGGGGGGGGCACACGGCUGUGGGACGUGUGCCGUGGUCCAGCAACCCAGCUCACCAGGCGCACACACUCUCCACUAACCUCUGGCAGUGAGGACGGUCA
Dermacentor silvarum is the source of this 636-nucleotide messenger RNA. RefSeq lists its product as uncharacterized. The record is from RefSeq and is a predicted model, not a curated record. Lineage: Eukaryota; Metazoa; Arthropoda; Arachnida; Ixodida; Ixodidae. Bases 1 to 627 code for a protein of 208 amino acids. The transcript is spliced from 4 exons.